AUGACUGACAAUACCGAAGAAUCGAAGCGAUUGAUCGACAAUUCCGGUGCUGCCGAGAACGCCGACGACUCUCUGGCCACCGCCAUUCUGCGAAAGAAAAAGAAGGACAAUGCUCUUGUCGUGGACGAUGCCACCAACGAUGACAACUCCAUCAUCUGCAUGUCGCCAGCAACCAUGGAUCUGCUCCAGCUGUUCCGGGGCGACACAGUGCUGGUCAAGGGCAAGAAGCGAAAGGACACGGUGCUCAUUGUGCUGGCCGACGAGGAACUCGAGGACGGCGUGUGCCGAAUCAACCGAUGCGUCCGAGGCAACCUGCGAGUCCGGCUCGGAGACGUGGUUUCGGUCCACCCCUGCCCCGACAUCAAGUACGCCACCCGAAUUUCGUGUCUGCCCAUCUCCGACACCAUUGAGGGUCUGACCGGCUCGCUGUUCGACGUCUUCCUCAAGCCCUACUUUGUCGAGGCUUACCGACCCGUGCGAAAGGGCGAUCUGUUCACCGUGCGAGGAGGUAUGCGACAAGUCGAGUUCAAGGUUGUCGACGUCGACCCCCCGGAGUACGCCAUUGUCGCCCAGGAUACCGUCAUCCACUGCGAGGGCGAUCCCAUUGAGCGAGAGGACGAGGAGGGCAACCUCAACGAGGUCGGCUACGACGAUAUUGGAGGCGUGCGAAAGCAGAUGGCCCAGAUCCGAGAGCUAGUCGAGCUGCCUCUGCGGCACCCCCAGCUGUUCAAGUCUAUUGGUAUCAAGCCCCCCAAGGGUAUUCUCAUGUACGGUCCCCCCGGUACUGGUAAGACCCUGAUGGCUCGAGCCGUGGCCAACGAGACCGGAGCCUUCUUCUUCCUGAUCAACGGUCCCGAGAUCAUGUCCAAGAUGGCCGGUGAGUCCGAGUCCAACCUGCGAAAGGCCUUCGAGGAGGCCGAGAAGAACUCUCCUGCCAUCAUCUUCAUUGAUGAGAUUGAUUCUAUCGCCCCCAAGCGAGACAAGACCAACGGUGAGGUUGAGCGACGAGUGGUUUCCCAGCUGCUGACUCUCAUGGACGGAAUGAAGGCCCGAGCCAACAUUGUCGUCAUUGCCGCCACCAACCGGCCCAACUCCAUCGACCCUGCUCUGCGUCGAUUCGGCCGAUUCGACCGAGAGGUCGACAUUGGUAUUCCCGACCCCACCGGUCGACUUGAGAUUCUGCGAAUCCACACCAAGAACAUGAAGCUUGGCGACGACGUUGAUCUCGAGACCAUUGCCGCCGAGACUCACGGUUACGUCGGUUCCGAUAUUGCCUCUCUGUGUUCCGAGGCAGCCAUGCAGCAGAUCCGAGAGAAGAUGGAUCUGAUUGAUCUGGAAGAGGAGACCAUUGACGCCGAGGUGCUCGACUCCCUUGGAGUCACCAUGGAGAACUUCCGAUUCGCACUCGGCAACUCGAACCCCUCUGCUCUCCGAGAGACCGUUGUUCAGUCCGUCAACGUCACCUGGGAGGACAUUGGAGGUCUCGACGGCAUCAAGCAGGAGCUCAAGGAGACCGUCGAGUACCCCGUUCUGCACCCCGAGAUGUACACCAAGUUUGGCCUGUCUCCCUCCAAGGGUGUGUUGUUCUAUGGUCCCCCCGGUACCGGUAAGACUCUGCUUGCCAAGGCCGUUGCCACCGAGGUGUCUGCAAACUUCAUCUCCGUCAAGGGUCCCGAGCUGCUGUCCAUGUGGUUCGGAGAGUCAGAGUCCAACAUCCGAGACAUUUUCGACAAGGCCCGAGCUGCCGCUCCUUGUGUUGUCUUCCUCGAUGAGUUGGAUUCCAUUGCCAAGGCCCGAGGUGGCUCUGUUGGCGAUGCCGGUGGAGCUUCCGACCGAGUUGUCAACCAGCUGCUGACCGAGAUGGACGGUAUGAACGCCAAGAAGAACGUGUUCGUCAUUGGAGCUACCAACCGGCCCGACCAGAUUGAUCCUGCUCUGCUGCGACCCGGCCGACUGGACCAGCUCAUCUAUGUGCCUCUGCCCGACGAGGCCGGCCGACUGUCCAUUCUCAAGGCGCAGCUGCGAAAGACCCCUCUCGAGCCCGGUCUGUCUCUGCAGGAGCUUGCCAAGUCUACCCAUGGCUUCACUGGUGCCGAUCUGUCGUACAUUGUGCAGCGAUCUGCCAAGUUUGCCAUCAAGGACUCCAUUGAGGCUGCCAUCACCGCCCAGCGGGAGGCUGAGGCUGCCGGCAACGAGGACGUGGAGAUGGAAGACCCUGUUCCUUACAUCACCCGGGCCCACUUUGAGGAGGCCAUGAAGACCGCCAAGCGAUCUGUCAGCGACAGUGAGCUGCGUCGAUACGAGGCCUAUGCCCAGCAGAUCCAGUCGUCGCGAGGAAACAUUGGUUUCCGGUUCAGCGAGGACGCUGCUGGUGAGGCUGCCGCCGCCGACGCUGGUGCCGGCACUGCUUUUGGUGCUGACCAGGAGGAUGACCUGUACAACUAG
This is a messenger RNA of Yarrowia lipolytica CLIB122, 2445 nucleotides long. The record is from RefSeq and is a predicted model, not a curated record. NCBI's taxonomy places the organism in Eukaryota, Fungi, Ascomycota, Dipodascomycetes, Dipodascales.